Molecule: messenger RNA, 342 nt
Organism: Seminavis robusta
Lineage: Eukaryota; Bacillariophyta; Bacillariophyceae; Naviculales; Naviculaceae
Source: the annotation of a GenBank genome assembly
AUGAUCAGCCGCAAGUCAUUCUCCAGAGCCUCUUCCAACAGCUCUUCUGAGAGCUGGUCCGAUUUCAACCAAAAGUACGGAAAGGAUGGAAGCCAAACGCGUCUGUUGCAGUCUCUCGGUGAGAGCUUUUGCAUCCCACGUCAAGAUCGCCGAAGCGAUUCCUUGAAGUCAUCCAGUCAUCAUCGGCUCUCUGAUCGGUCCCUUUCGACAAGUCCUGUCAGAAGCAAGAUCCAUCGACCGGGAAAGCGCGGAAGCACCAUGUUGAUGAGAAGCAAGAGUCAAGGCAACAUCAAAGUCGGCGUCCCUUCGCACCGAAGCUCUGUUACCGCUCAUGCCGCAUGA